GCGUGCGGCAAUGGCGGGCGCUGACAGCCAGGUAAAUGCUGGGGAAGAAAAAAAGGCAGACUGUGGAAAGAAGAAGAUGAAGGAAGGGGCCGGCGAUGGAGGGCGGACGGAGCUGAAUCCAUGGCCUGAAUUUAUCAAUGAGCGUUUAGAGAUGUACAAUAAACUUAAAGCUGAACAUGAUGCACUCCUUGCAGAAAGAGCUGCAAGUGACAGUAAAUCCAUUAAAGUUACAUUACCCGAUGGCAAGCAGGUUGAUGCUGAAUCCUGGAAGACUACUCCUUAUCAAAUUGCUUGUGGAAUUAGUCAGGGCUUAGCUGACAACACUGUUAUUGCUAAAGUGAACAAGAUGGUUUGGGAUCUAGACCGUCCUUUGGAGGAGGAUUGUACCUUGGAGCUGCUGAAGUUUGAAGAUGAGGAGGCUCAAGCAGUAUACUGGCACUCAAGUGCUCACAUAAUGGGAGAAGCUAUGGAGCGAAUCUAUGGUGGCUGUUUGUGCUAUGGCCCACCAAUAGAAAAUGGAUUUUAUUAUGACAUGUUCCUUGAGGAAGGGGGUGUAUCAAGUAAUGACUUCUCUGCUUUGGAAACGUUAUGCAAAAAGAUAAUGAAGGAAAAACAAGCGUUUGAAAGACUGGAAGUGAAGAAGGAAACACUACUUGAAAUGUUUAAGUAUAAUAAAUUCAAGUGUCGCAUCCUGAAUGAGAAGGUCAAUACUCCAACUACAACAGUAUACAGGUGUGGUCCCUUAAUAGAUUUAUGCAGAGGGCCUCAUGUCAGACAUACUGGCAAGAUUAAGACCAUAAAAAUUCAUAAGAAUUCUUCUACCUAUUGGGAAGGCAAGGCUGAUAUGGAAUCCCUCCAGCGGAUCUAUGGAAUUUCAUUCCCAGAUGCAAAAAUGCUGAAGGAAUGGGAAAAAUUCCAGGAGGAGGCUAAAAGCAGAGAUCACAGAAAAAUUGGGCGGGACCAAGAACUGUUUUUCUUCCAUGAGCUCAGCCCUGGUAGCUGUUUUUUCUUGCCAAAAGGAGCUUACAUUUAUAACACAUUAAUUGAAUUCAUCCGGAGUGAGUAUCGAAAACGUGGAUUCCAGGAGGUUGUCACUCCAAAUGUUUUCAACAGCAAACUAUGGAUGACUUCAGGGCACUGGCAGCAUUACAGUGACAACAUGUUUUCCUUUGAAGUGGAGAAAGAAAUCUUUGCUCUGAAGCCUAUGAACUGUCCAGGACAUUGCCUUAUGUUUGAUCAUCGUCCAAGAUCAUGGCGUGAGCUGCCAUUACGGUUGGCUGAUUUUGGUGUUCUGCAUCGCAAUGAACUGUCAGGAGCUCUUACAGGACUCACUCGAGUACGCCGGUUCCAGCAAGACGAUGCUCACAUAUUCUGUGCUAUGGAGCAGAUUGAAGAGGAGAUAAAGAGUUGUCUGCAGUUCUUGCGUACUGUGUAUGAUGUCUUUGGAUUUUCCUUUAAACUGAAUCUCUCCACUCGUCCUGAAAAGUACCUGGGAGACAUCGAAGUGUGGAAUCAAGCUGAAAAGCAACUGGAAAACAGCCUCAAUGACUUUGGUGAGAAGUGGGAGUUAAACCCUGGUGAUGGAGCUUUCUAUGGACCUAAGAUUGACAUUCAGAUUAAAGAUGCCAUUGGCCGCUACCACCAAUGUGCUACAAUCCAGCUUGACUUCCAGCUGCCAGUCAGAUUUAACCUCACCUUUGUCAGCCAUGAUGGUAAUGACAAGACAAGACCAGUUAUCAUUCACCGGGCUAUCCUGGGAUCUGUGGAGAGAAUGAUCGCCAUUCUAACUGAAAACUAUGGAGGCAAAUGGCCGCUCUGGCUGUCCCCACAGCAGGUAAUGGUGGUACCAGUGGGACCAACGUGUGAUGAGUAUGCUCAAAAGGUCAGGCAGCACUUCCACAACGCUGGAUUAAUGGCAGAUGUUGAUGUAGAUCCUGGGUGCACACUGAACAAGAAGAUCAGAAAUGCCCAGCUUGCACAGUAUAACUUUAUUCUCGUUGUUGGCGAAAAGGAGAAGGCAAGUGGAACAGUUAACAUCCGCACCCGAGAUAACAAGGUGCAUGGUGAGCGUACAAUUGCAGACACUGUGGAGAGACUCCUGGAACUGAAAUGCUCUCGGUCCAGACAAGCUGAAGAGGAAUUUUAACACCAUUGGCUCUACCUGGCAUAAAAAAAGAUUCUAGUGUUCCUAAUUCAGUUAACCACAGAGUUUUUGUGCUGAACCAGAUUUGAAAUAUAUUUCACAUUGGACCUCUUACUCAUUUUAGCAGAGAUUUUUCUUCAGUCAGAAAUGUCUCUUUUUGUAAAAAAUGAAUUUUUCACAAACCUUGAAGUAAAAUUUCCUGGCCUCUGACCAAUGACAGAUGAAGCAAGAUGAAAUUACUUUCUGUGACUGCAAGGCAAAAUAAAAAUACUAAUCAGGGA
Messenger RNA from Gavia stellata (red-throated loon), 2424 nucleotides. It is a transcript of the gene TARS1, whose product is annotated as threonyl-tRNA synthetase 1. Gene Ontology annotation, molecular function: threonine-tRNA ligase activity; ATP binding. The coding region runs from base 11 to 2146 and encodes 711 amino acids. Lineage: Eukaryota; Metazoa; Chordata; Aves; Gaviiformes; Gaviidae. Gene Ontology annotation, cellular component: cytoplasm. Gene Ontology annotation, biological process: threonyl-tRNA aminoacylation. The transcript is spliced from 19 exons. The record is from RefSeq and is a predicted model, not a curated record.